CUGCUACAUAUCUGUAACAUGCGUUGAUUGCUUAUCGCACACGGUGUAAGGGCGUGCCGGUACCUGCCGCACUGACUGACGAAAGACUUAAAUAAACAAAUCCGGUGGCAAAGAAAACAAAAAAAAAAUCCAGCACUGAUCGUUACGAGAUUUCUAAAACCGGAAUAUGUGAAUAUUUGAGCGUGUGUAUGUGAGUGUAUUUCGCGAUCAUAAAACCAGUUCUAAUGCGAACCGGGAACCGGUAAACGGUCAGUUCAAAACUUACCGAUCCCUUACCGAUUUCCUUAGGGUUCUCAGCCCUGCCACAGCGAAGGUUUGUGUGAAAGAGAGAUCAGUAAAGAAAGCUAUUCGAGUCACUCACUCCUGCUCCGUUCCUGUUCGUUGCUCCAGUUGCGAUUUCUGGGUUUAACGCACUAUGGUCGAUUUGCUUUUACAUUUUUUUUGUUAUAACUAAACAGAAAAUCAUUUUUGAUUUAUUAAUGCUUAUUAUAAAAAUUUAAGAAAAAAAACUUCGAAAUAAAAUAUAAAAAAAGAAUUGAAAAAAAAAUACAAAUUUUCACUCACACAUACACACACACGCUUUCUGAAGGAAAAAUAAUCACCAAGAAAAAUCGAAUCACGCUUCGAAUUGGUGUGUUUUUUUUAAGCUUAUGAUUUAAUUCAGGCACCAGGCAUAAGAAAGAAAAAAAAACACAAAACAAAUAAUCAGUGAACCGUUAGUGUUCGAAGGGGAAAGUUUAUUUUCGACCCAUUGAUGUCAUCUGGUGCGCGAAUAAGUUUUCGCCGAGAUGUUCCAUGCGCAGCAUUGCGGGCUUACGUAAAUCCACCCGACAGUCCAUAUGGAUAGGCUUCAUUAAAAAUGAAUUAAAUUUGACAGCAAACACUGGAAUCGCACUGGAAACCCUUUUGCAAAAAGGAAAAUUCCUAAUCAAUAAUGUCGGUUGUAGUCGAUGUACAGAAUUGAUUAAAAGUUUCACAAAGGCAUCUUCCAAAACCUUGAACCAAUUUUCAAUUCGAUCUGUAUUCGUUUAAUUGGUGGUGAUAAAAAUAAAACUUUUAAAACUGAAAACCUUGGGUACAAUUCUCUCCAUACCGUCGCCGAUCAAUCGGUUUGCGUCUGUGUAAAGUUCGCAAAACUGGCGCAGUAAAUCGCAUGCGUCGAAAAUGCGCUGGUUAAAGCUGAUCAGUCGCCGGGGGGCGGUUUUUUUUUCUCUCAAUGGGACAGUAUGUAAGCGAAGAAGCAAAACUUUAGUACGGAAAAUAUUCCGGCACUGGUAGCCCAUAGUUCUGAGCCGGUGGUCGCAUUCGUGUCAGUUGACUGCGUUCGGCAUUUCUGUUUCGAGCAUCGUCCGCACAGGGGGUACUUUCCCUCACGGUUCUCCAGCGGUUGCCGCGCGCGUAUUUGCUAGUGUGUGUGUGUGUGAGUGUACGUGCGUACGUGCGUGCGUGCACUCUCUUUUUUUUUGGAGUGCGUUUGCGGACGUGUAGUAACGUGUUUGAUUCGCGUGUGUGUGUCAGUGUUUUGUGUGUGUUUGUGAAGGGCAAAGUGUAAUUAGCAUUAUAAGCAAACGGGUGGUAAAAGAAAACAAAUGAAAUAAAUCAGCUUUACACGUAUAUAACAAUAAAGCCAAUCUUUUGCAUCUUAUCGACCCGGCGUAAAGUAAGUUCUGCUCGUUCAAACAGAAACAAUACGCCCCGCGUUUACAGUAGAGUUCACCUUGACCGCCCCCUUUUUACAUCAACUGUCCAUAAAUGGGUGUUUAGAGGGUUUAGUGGCGGUUUAGGGGGUUCGUUUACCGAAGGGGAGGGUGGAUGAGUUUGCUAGUCGAUCAUUAAACGGUACUAAAUAUAGAAAAAUACAUCAACACAAUAGAAAACUCUACCGAACGGCAAUAGAUUACAAAAAUCUACAAAAAAAAACAAGUCAGUGACAGUUGUGGGGGCAGAGGGAAGAGCUCUAAGUAAAAGCUCCCCAAAGAAAAGAAGACAAAAAAAAGGCAAACGAAAUAAAACAUGACCACGAGGAAAAAGAAACGUCAGCAGGAUGGAGGUGGAGGCGCGGGCGGAGGUGGAUUCCUCAAGAAGGUUUCGUCCUUAUUCAGCCUGGACACGGUUCCGACAUCGAAUGCGAAUGAUACAAAACAGCUUAAUGGCGAUUCGCCGUGGGAGUACGAUGAGAUAACGCUCGUACGUGGCUCGACCGGGUUGGGCUUCUCGAUCGCGGGCGGUACGGACAAUCCGCACAUCAAUCUCGACGCUUCGAUCUACAUCACGAAGGUGAUACCGGGCGGUGCGGCCCACGUCGACGGUCGGCUGCAGGUGAACGAUUGCAUCGUGGCCGUGAACGAGGUGCGCGUCGUAAACGUAACGCAUGGUGAAGCCGUCGAUGCACUGAAGCAGGCGGGCGAUCGUGUAACGCUGCACAUCCGCCGGAAGCGUCCGCCCGCCCAGGCACCGAAGCUGGAGGAGAUCGAACUGCUGAAGGGUAGCAAAGGGCUCGGUUUCUCGAUUGCGGGUGGCAUCGGCAACCAGCACAUCCCGGGCGAUAAUGGCAUUUACGUAACGAAGAUCAUGGAGGGCGGUGCGGCCCAUAUCGACGGGCGGCUGGCCGUCGGUGACAAGCUGAUCGCGGUCCGGACACCGGACGGCGGAGAGCGCAAUCUCGAAAAUGUCGUGCACGAGGAAGCGGUCGCAACGCUCAAGGCCAUCACCAACCGGGCCACGCUGAUCGUGCAGAAGACGAACAUACUGCAGGCGCUCGCUAACUCGAUCAGCAACCUUAACUCGCUGUCGACCAACGCGAUGAACAACGUCGGCGUAAGCAUGGUCGACCAUGCAUCGCCGGAUGCUGGUGGCGGCGGUGGUGGUGGUGGCGAGGCCGGCGGAGGCGACACCGAAAUGGCACCAACCGCACGCUCCCAUUCGCCGGCGUUCGCACUAGAGAAUAGCUCAUCCCGGUACGCAUCGUCAAACGUGCUGGAGACGGGUAUGCCGAUCGGUACACCACGUGCCGUUAGCAGCGAAGACAUUACACGAGUACCGCGCACGAUCGUUAUAAGGAAAGGAGCGUCCGGGCUUGGGUUCAAUAUUGUCGGCGGUGAGGAUGGACAGGGAAUCUUCGUAUCGUACGUGCUUGCUGGCGGAGCGGCCGAUCUCGGUGGUGAGCUAAAACGUGGCGAUCAGCUUCUUUCCGUCAACGGCAUCAGUUUGGCAAAUGCAUCACAUGAAGAUGCAGCGCAAGCACUUAAAAAUGCCGGUGGCACGGUAACGCUGGUUGUACAGUACCGACCGGAAGACUAUAACCGGUUCGAACAACGCAUCCAGGAGCUGAAGCAAGCGGUAGCAGCUGGUACCGGCACGUUACUGCGAACCUCCCAAAAGCGUACACUCUACGUGCGUGCCCUGUUCGAUUACGACCCGAACCGGGACGAUGGGUUACCGACCCGUGGUUUACAGUUCCGGCACGGUGACAUACUGCACGUGACGAACGCAUCCGAUGACGAAUGGUGGCAGGCACGGCGCGUUAUUGGCGAGGACGAGGAGGAAAGCAUCGGUAUCGUGCCGUCGAAACGGCGCUGGGAGCGUAAGCAGCGUGCCCGCGAUCGUAGCGUUAAGUUCCAGGGUCACGCCGGUGCGAACAAUAACAACCUGGAAAAGGUAUCUCCAACGGGCGAGGAGGUUUCAACGCUCGAUCGUAAAAAGAAAAACUUCUCCUUCUCCCGCCGGUUCCCGUUCAUGAAGAGCAAAGACGAUAAGAACGAGGAUGGAUCGGAUCAGGAGCCCAAUGGUAACUUGAGCGAUCCGAAUAGUCACGAUCCCGAGCAGCCUUUCAUGCUUUGCUACACACAAGAAGACGCGAAUGCCGAAGGUGGUGGUGAAAUAAUCUACCGCGUGGAAUUACCUGAUAUGGAGCAGAUAACUCUUAUCUACCUGGAGAAUAACUAUGCCGACUCGGAGGAAAACAUCUUGUCGUACGAGCCGGUACAGCGUUUGCAAAUUAGCUACACGCGUCCCGUGAUUAUUCUGGGCCCGCUGAAGGACCGCAUCAACGACGACCUGAUCUCGGAGUACCCGAACAAAUUCGGCUCGUGUGUACCACAUACCACACGCCCGAAACGUGACUAUGAGGUGGACGGAAGGGACUACCAUUUUAUAGCGUCACGCGAACAGAUGGAAAAGGACAUCCAAAACCAUCUGUUUAUCGAGGCGGGUCAGUACAAUGACAAUCUGUACGGCACGUCCGUUGCUUCGGUGCGCGAGGUCGCCGAAAAGGGCAAACACUGCAUACUGGACGUGUCCGGUAACGCGAUCAAGCGGCUGCAGGUCGCACAGCUAUACCCGAUCGCCAUCUUCAUCAAACCGAUGUCGGUGGAAUCGAUCAUGGAAAUGAAUAGACGCAUGACGGAGGAGCAGGCAAAGAAAACCUACGAACGAACGCUAAAGAUGGAGCACGAGUUUGGCGAAUACUUUACCGCCAUCGUGCAAGGCGACACGAUCGAGGAGAUCUACAGCAAGGUGAAGAAUGUCAUCUGGUCUCAGGGCGGACCGACGAUCUGGGUACCGUCGAAGGAAUCUCUAUGACCGCAGGCAAGCAUCACCUGGACGCUGCCACCAAAUAUGCGUGCACGCCCCGUAUCCCGUACCUCCGGCCACCAUUGACCGGUACAGCGAGACUAAAAUGGAGCUUUUGUGCUGAACCCAAGGGGGUGGGGGGGGCGAACAGUGACGAAAACGCAAAAGGAAAAAAAACCAGAAAAUUGUGAAUGAGUUAAGUCAAGCAAAAAACAACAACAACAAAAUAUUUGAAAACUCGACAAAAAAAAAUUAAACACACACACAAACACGUUAAACAUAUUGGUAGGUGACAGAGGUGGGCGAAGCAAAAACAAAAACCACCCUCCACUUAUUUUGCGGAUACCUUUACGAAACCGUUUAACGUAUUGUAUCGGGAUGAGCCGAGGGUGAUGGUUUAGAUUUGUUUGCAAGCGAAACAAAACAACAAAAAAACGGACAAAAUGUGCCCGGUUAGGAAAUACAUUUGCAUACGGAAGAAGAAUAAAAUGUGAAAGUGGUGAAAGUUAAAACAAAAAACAGUGGAAAAUCUGCAAAACGUUGCAGCAUAUCGCGUAGAUUGUGGUACACGAUUGUAGAUUUACACGUUUGUGCAGCUCUUUCCCCUUUGUUUAUCCCUUGUCCCUCUCCUUUCUCCCUUGCUUAGCUUCCAUAAUAUCCUCUUCCUUUCCAUUUCCCAACCACAGCAUAUCCAAAAACAAAAAGAGUUUAGUAGGAUUGGAUAAAAAAAAUUUAGAGAGAGUAAUUGUUACUUGAGAAUUGGUGUAGCUAGCAAAAUCAUAACGCAGUCAGAGUAUCCAGGUCCAAGGGCAAAUGGUAAUGAAAAAUGAAAGGGUGCUGAAUAGUAAAGGGAAUGCGAACACUUAACGAAAACCAGGGUGCAGCUAUUAACAGGCGUUGACCACCCCGUAGCAAAGAGAUGGUAGCAAAACUACGGUUGAUAUGAUCGUAUUUAAAUCGAAUACUAGACUAUUUUAGGACGAUGGCCCCGUCAUUUUCUUCAACCCUCUAUCCCUUAUCUUCUCCCCUAUCACACCUUAUCCCACAUCACGCGUAGUAAUGUAGCUUUGUUCAGCAGCUAAGCGUGUAGGCUCCACAGCCGGAAGGAAAACGGUAGCUUAGGAAAUGGUUCAUCAUAUGGAAGACGCGGUAUUGUACAGAAUGAAUGCUUUACAUAUGAGAGAGAGAGAAUCGUCCAAGAAAAAGAGAGAAAAAAACACACAGUAUGGAAUAGAUGGAAAUUUUUCAUUAGCUUCAACGACAUAAAAAUCAGUCCCGAGUUGAGAUUCAUUUCGGUUUUGUUGCUUUGCCAAAAACACAAAGCGCAAAACAACUACACAAAAUAAAAACCCGCCCAAAAUAGCGCGAAUAUCCUCAAUUCGUUAAGAUAAACUGUUACAGCAUAUCCAAAAUAAGAAGGAACAAAAGAAAAAAAGGGAAACAAACGGUGAAGAGCAUGAAGGAAAAAAAAGUGAAGCAAAUUAUUAUUUUUUUUUCGGCAACUUAGACAACACAAUAAUGUGUAGCGGUAUGCGUACUAUCCUUCUUCUCACCUUUCCAUCCCCAAGAUCUCUCCCACAGUUAACGGACGACCCUAUCUUACCCCUAUCUGUUCCCAUCAUUGUCCCAUCCCCCCCGGGUUAGAAAACAUAUGCGAGGAAUGUUGUUGUUUAUUAAAAGAAGAAAACAAAACAAAACAAAAAAAAAAUACACCCCCUAUUGUAAUUAAUGAUUUUUUUUAUUAUUGAAUAAUAAUUUUAUUUUAACUGUAACAAAAAUUGGAUCCUCCCCCACGUUUCUAAGGUGUGCAAACCGUGUGUUUGAAGGAAAUUUCGCUUGCGUGAAAUCGCCCAAAAGGGUUUGUCUUUGUUUGGUUUUGUGUCCCGUUCUUAGUGUCGUUUUUGUCCGGACCGGUUUAUUUAGCGAUUUUGAAACGCGGACACAUUAAGGUUCGUUCGGUGGAUUGUUCUACUUUCGCUGUUACUUCAUAGAGAGAGCGGGCGCGGCACCAGGGAGCAGUGGUGUGAGACUAGAUUUCUAUAAAGGGGACGGCAUUAAACGAUUUCCUCGCGUAGGAUAGCAAAACGAACAUGUUCUGGUAAGGCAAUUAAUGGUAACACGUUUUAGAGGCAAGGCAAUAAGCAAAACACGUGAGUACUUUUCCCCUCCCGUAUCGACAGAUUGUGGAACGGGAAAAAAAUUGUUUUUUUUCUGUCAAAAAUUUGUUUUGGGGCAGCUUUACAAGAAGAAAGUGUUCGUGUGUGGGCGCAUAUUGAUAGAAUAAUUUAUCUUCCCGUUUGCUGUUACGUUAGACGAUUAGUGGUGGUUAGGAAGAAAUCACCAGAAAGUAGAGAAGUAACAAACAAAAAACCCACAGUAAUAUUAAAACAAAUUGCGGUACACUUUGUAACACCACUUUAAAGGCGUAGAGCGCGGCUUCUACAUCAAAAUCUAACUAUAUAUUUGCAAAUCAUUGUAGAUGAGCGAUUGCCCGUUGUGGGAAGGAGAAAACCAAAAUUGCACAUCACCUAAUUGUUUUGUGUGCAAACAUUAAAUGCAAUAAUAAUCACAGAAGCAAAGACACCUGGUUCACCCCCACAAUAGAGCAAGGCAAAGAAAAAACCCUGCUGUAUGGAGAAUAAUAGCAAGUGUACAUAAAACCGUACGCGUUAUAUGCAGCGUGUAAAAUGAAGCAUAUGAAAUCAUCCCUUGUGUGAGUCCCACGGCAAGUCCCUUUCCUACCCGGCCCAGUAGAGGCUGCUAAGCAAUAGGUGAGUGAUGGUGUAGUAUGUAAAGCGUAAAAUCUCCCUUUACAAACUAGGCUUACAUUUAUAGCUAUACGUAAGGAGCGAAGGAUAUACUUCUAAAGCAGUUUAUUACAUUUUGUAGGACAUAAAUCCGGGCACACCCCAAACUCUGGGGUCGGGUGACGACCAUUUGUGACGAGUGUAAAACAUUGCAAUGAGAUUGAAAAUACGGAGCGAAAAAAAAUGUCACACGAAAGAGAUAAUACACACAGCACACAGCAGAAUUACGAUGGAGACACGUUUAUUUAGCGGACAAUCAAGAUUGAAGCAAACAAAUAUGGCGGCUGGCGUAAAAAUGGAACUCCACUUAAAAUGGUUCUUGUUCGCAAAAAUGACGCGUACAAGGUUACAGUGCUGGAUUCAGUGCUCGAUUAUGAAAGUCCUACAAGGAAAUAUUCGGUUCCCGUAUCGAUAAUGGCAAAUGUUGCAGACGAGCGUAUCCAAACGAGAAUUCAAAGGAGAGGUGUGUUUAGGUUGCGAAUUUGAAGUCGAUUUUUUGGGGAUGGUAUUUAAUGCCGUGAAGCUUACUAACCGAGACAGAAUGACACAUAUGACAGCCAAACGAUUCAGUAUUUCCAGAUGAAGUGUGUGUUUUGCACUCAAACAAGAAACAAACCUAAACGAAACAAAACAAGCUCUAUUUGACCAAUUUAGAACCUACGCCUUUAGAACAUUUUCUUCGUCCCAUUUCUCUCUCUCCCUCUCUCUCUCUCUCUCUAGCCCACCCAAUCCGUUCCGUCCCACCCAGGACUGUGUGCCAAAAAAAAUCAAAUAACAAAAAAAAACAAAAUGUCCAACUUUGGUUCGUUACGUUCCAAGUUGUUCCAUCCCGUAUAUCCCGUAACCCACCCAGCGUGUGCCAUUUCCCAUUCUUUUUUCCCUUUUUUCUCUCUCCUGUAUGGAAGGGAUAUUUUUGUUCCCCACACUCGCUUCAUGUAGACUGUAGACGAAGGAAAAGGUAUACCGCACUAGGCAUUUUGUAUUGCUUUGCAAUUUUUGGGCAGUUAUUUAGUUGUGAAACCAUUGCGUGUUUGGUAAUAGACGCUUUAAAGUGUUGUUAAGAAUUGGGCAUGUUCCCCCCUUAAAAGAAGCAAAACAGACAAGGAGAGAAGGGGAGGAAAGGGAAUAGGAAGGCAUAGAGAAAUAGUCUAUCCAGAACCUAAAACUAGCCAAAUGAAAUAUAACAAAAACUAGAAAGAGAGAGGAGAAAAACCCAUGCCCACAUGCUAAAGUAGUGUUCGAACUCUAACAAAAACAACCAUUCGAUGGGGGAAAUAUAAAAAGAGCAACAAAAGAAACAAUAUUUAAUAUUCAGCGUACUGAAAUCGAUCUUUCAGCGUAGGUUAGUUUCUGGUCUGGUUUUGAUAACAGGCGCAACGUUGUGCGUGAACAUUGUUUCAGUUUUGCAGCUUUAUUCCUUCUAGCAGGACUCGCAUACAGAUACUAAAGAAACAACAAAAAAACACAAAAGAAUUGUUACUGGUUGAAUCAUGCUUGGGUUUAAUUUUUGUUGUGAAAUCAAUAUCAAACAAAACAAAAACAAAAAAGCAAACCCUAUACAAAAUACAUAAAGAAUAUACGAUUACUAAAAACAAGAACAAAAAAACAAAAGAAACCUUUAGACCUCGUUAACGGAAACGUAAAGCAAAUAUAAAGGGCAAAGACGGUAGGAAGAUAAACCAAACAAAAGCAAAACAAAAGCAAAUGCAAAAACGAUGCGGUGCGUACGUAGUUAAAUAUUUGUGUGCGUGUGUGUGUUAGGAAAUGUACACAAGGAAAGAAAUACUUCCCCCACAAAAGAAAAAAGAAAACAAACUUGUAGAAAAGAAAAAAUCAGAAACGAUUAACAAGCAACCACACUGAAGUAAGGUCAGUUAAGAAAAGUGAUUAAGUUGCAGUAAAUCGAAAAUCCAUAAAACAAAACACAAAAACCAAGAAACAAUUAGCACUUGAUUCUAUAUCAUUUAAGUUCGAAAACUCAAACGAAAAAAAUAAAUAAAAACGAAAACAAAAAUAAGCAAACGCGAAUGAAAAACAAACAUGUGACAAAAAAGCAUAUAAAAAGCUCCCCUUAAGCAGAAAAAAGAAAGCAAAACAUACCCUUACACAGACAGCGUGACAGGCAUACAGACGUGAAAGGAAGGUUACAUAAAUUAGGAAGCUGCCUUACAUAUAGUCCCACUUUUUUAUAAAAAUGCAUUAAAGCAAAAAUUACUAAAUUGAAAUUUAGUCUAGAUUGGGAGCGGUACAUGGAAUGCCGCAGAAAAAAAACCAAAACCAAGAAAAAAAUUUCAAAAAAAAUACACACACAGCAAGAGUCGAGAUGCCCUUAAUAAAAUGUGUGCACGAUGGGACAUACAACAAAAAAAAAAUAAAGGAUACUUGAACCGAUAAAAAAGUAAAAGAGUGAAUGAACACUAACAAAAAAAAACAACCCCCAGACAUUCAAACCUAAUAACUUGUUACUGUCACCCUGAUCCGUAGACGUGUAGAAGGAAAAAUGUUUCGGGAAAAACCAAGCUUAGAUCGUUGAUGAAAUUUAGUCCCGUACUUAUUUUUUGUCGGAUGUUUCAUUUGCAUAAGAUCUGUCGGGUUCCGAUUUGCCGGGUGAUCAGGAUGAUAGAUUAUUAAAAAAAAAUCGCUGCGAAACAAAAUGGGGGUGACAUUGUUUAACGCAAUAAUGGCGUUUUGUUUGUUUCUUGUUUUGUCCCAACAACGUUUUUCAUUUCAUUCUUCGUUUGGCACAAGGUGCGAUUAAGGUGAUGCAUAUGUAGAGAAUGCAAUGUUGUUUGAAAACACUAGUAGAAGAUAUACAUAUACAAAUAAAUAUAUUUGGCGAACCCAGCAAGAAAGCACACGGGCAAACAAAAAGGAUACCCAAUCAGAUACGGGGGUGUGUGUUAGUAGUGUGCAAUGUGUGGGCCUGUUAAAAAAUGUUUGGUUUUUGCAUGUAAUUUUAAGCGUAACGGAGGGUGCGUCAAAUGUUCGUCCAAUUGUAAGGAAUACAAUUGGUAUUUAUGCAAUUGCAGUGUAACAUCGUUUUUUUGCGCUUUUGUAGCUUUGUUAACAGGGGAGUAUCGAUCUUUAAGUGGUGCAUUGUAAGGCAUAGUACUUGGUGGUGAAUAAAAAAAAGCAAAAAGAAAAAAGAAAACGUUCCAAAGAUAGGCUCCAGCCAGUAAAACCAAAAAUGGUUUGAAGCUGUACAGUGGAAAGUAUGUACAUUAGAAUGCAAACCAAGGUUUUGCAGGUACACACGCGCACUAAAAACCGAAGCAAGCAUUGUUUGAAAAUGUGUAGUGAAAACAGUUUCAUAUAAGUUUAUCAUAAUAUGCUCCACUUCGAAAAAAGAGGACCAUUUUUAUUACUGUUGAUUUAAAUUAAGAAUGAAUGCUGAAUGGUUAAUGGAUGCGGUGACGCCUAAAGGUAUGCAAUGUGGCAAAUUUUAGGCUCUUCCAUUUUAUGAUCUAGUGCGGGAUAUACUUCAUCCCUAAAGUCAAUCGGCAAGUGCUGGAUCUCCAAAUGUGCUAUAAAAACCUUAUAGCAUACCUUUAGGUGCUUCGUAUACUAGACAAAUCCCAAAAACAUAGUCGCAGACUAGUGAGGACAUGCAAUACAUUCUGCCUUUUUUUAAUUUUACCUUGAGGAGAGAGCCGUUUUAUUACAUCAAAGUGAUUUUGUUUUUGCCCACUGGAUGAGUGUUUUAAAAGCAAUUAUUUUUUUUAAAAUUCUGCAUCUAACACCAAUGUGUUACAACAGUUUUGCUAAAAAGCAUAUUUUCACAAACAAAUAUUAUUGUUUUUUUAAAUUUAUUGUCCCAAUUGUUGUGUAAUUUAUUUAUCGAGCAGAGUCGGGCACACCAUUAGCACAGCAAAAAAAAGAGCACUGCAGAGGAUAAGAGCAAACAUAAGAGCACGGCGUGAGAGAUGCGUCAGACCGUGUAUCAUGGCAGAAGGUGGUAAUAUGAAUAAGACAAUUGAAUAAAGCGAACACAAAACCUAUUGUAGAGCGAAAACCGAAAAGGAAUAACAUUAUAUAACAAACAAACAAAAAAACAUGCAAAUGCAUUUACACACACAAACAGAGAAGAGAAAACAAAUCCGUUACAGCAUUAUAUUGUUGAUUGAAAGUAGUGAUGAAAGUACGAUGUGAAGUUACAGUACAGUGACCGAGGCAAAAGGAUAGAAAAGCAGAACACAAGCUGGUAAUAGAUAGCACGAAAUUGAAAGCUACGGGGAAGAUACCGCAACUGCACGAGCAGGCAAACAACGGCAAAACCCCUUGGCUGCGAUGUGAACAUUUCACUGAUAAUGAGCCGUCUGGUGGAUAAAUCGUAUGGGUGUGGAUAAAACACAAUUGUUUAAGUAUUGUAUUGCAAUAAAACGUGACAGCAAGUUGGUGCAAAAGAUGA
Anopheles funestus (African malaria mosquito) is the source of this 11787-nucleotide messenger RNA. RefSeq names its product disks large 1 tumor suppressor protein (gene dlg1). Gene Ontology annotation, molecular function: kinase binding. Gene Ontology annotation, cellular component: neuromuscular junction; postsynaptic density membrane; neuron projection. Gene Ontology annotation, biological process: chemical synaptic transmission. Lineage: Eukaryota; Metazoa; Arthropoda; Insecta; Diptera; Culicidae. The coding region runs from base 2014 to 4581 and encodes 855 amino acids. The transcript is spliced from 17 exons. The record is from RefSeq and is a predicted model, not a curated record.